AUGUCCACACAGUUCCAGAUCUUGGGAGACAGCCUCAUUCCAGUGCUGGGAACGGAUGUGACCAUGAACCGCGGUGCCUCCUUGUCUACUUUCACGGCAGGGCCCUUCCCUCCACCCAUUCCUGGCGCCCAGCACCGGCCACCCUGGCAGCAGCACCUGCCACGUCCCAUCACCCCAGCAUUCCCUCCUGGCAGCAGCCUGCUGCUGCCAGCUUUCCCCAGGACGCCUAUGGUGGCUAAUGGUGGCCGUGGCCCCAGUGCCCCUGGGGCUUGCAACCUCACUGUCCAAGUCAGGUCACAAGGGAGGACAGUGGAGGCCCCCCAGACUCAGACCUUUGUCGUUACUCAGGCCCCCCUCACCUGGAGCGCUCCAGGGGCCCUCAGCAGGAGUGCCGCAUGUCCUGCACCCGUAUUCAUAGCAACCCCUGUGAUGGGGACCGUUGUGACUGCUUCAGCUGUUGGAGUUAGUCAGGCUGGCAAGGGAGGCUGGACCCCAGGCUUUCCUCCUCAAGCUCCACCACCAGCUGCCCAGCCGGCCCCUAUCAUUCGCCCAGUGAACCCUGGGCCAUGGCCACAUGGCACUUCCAGGGAGGGCCGCCUGGCCACCAACCAGUCCAACGCCUCGCAGGAUGGCUCCUCUAACACCAAGAGCGAGUACAGUAACUUCCUACGUUGGCAGCACGUCAAGCCCCUGGCCCGGAGACACUUUUGCCUGAGUCCUGAUGCAGAAGCUUUUUCCUGCUUUCUCAUCCCAGUGCUUCGAUCCCUGGCCCACCUGAAUCCCACCAUGCCGCUGGAGGAGGGACUGCGGAGGGCCGUGCAGGAAUGGCGGCGCAGGAGCAACCUUGACCGGAUGAUCUACUACGAGACGGCGCAAAAGUUCAUGGAAUUUGCGGCCGAGGAGGAGAUGCACAUUCAGAAUUUGCAGUGGAUGCAGGACCUGCCUCCUCCAGCCCCACCGAAGCUGGAUCCUCGGGGGCCCCCAGCCCCGAAAGUGGGCCUUCAGCCAGGCACCCAGGUUCCCACUGGAGCUGAAGGCACAGCCUGUGCUCCCAGGAUGUCCGGCCGCAGGGCCCAGCCCUCGCACCCGAAGCCACACAGAUCCCAGGGGAACCCGGAGCCCAAGGCGCCCAAGGAGAUUCCCCCUGAGGCUGUGAGGGAGGAUGUGGACAGGAUGGAGGCGCUGGUGGGGCCCGUCCACUCAGCCCCAGGCAAGUCAGAUGAAGAAUGUGGAAAGGACGGAAAUGAGCUGAAGCAGGAAGAGGACGACACCUACUUGGACCCGUGUCUCUUGAGCUACACUGACGAGCUGCGUUCCCGGGAACACUCUGUCACCAAGGUGGAGGCAGUCAUUCACCCUCUAGUCCCGGCAGAAUUGUCUUCCCCAGACCCACAGCUGGAUCUCUCGGCCCUUGCUGAGGAGCUGAAGCAGGAGGAAGGACUCACCCCUGAAGAACUGGUGCAGAAACGACUCCUGGCCUUGAAAGAGGACGAGGGUGGGCCGGCAGCCCCGAGCCACAGUGCACCCGGAAUGGGCUCAAGUCCUUCUGAGUCCCACGCUGGCCAAGGUGCCCAGAGGCACGACCAAGACCGCCAUCGAGGGGUCAGUGAUGAAGCCUGCCCACCAGAGAUUGAUUUUGAGGCUCUUCAUAGGCCCAACCGAGCAGACACUGGCCCGUUCGGGCCCAAAGUCUUUGUUCCCUCUCGAGGACGUCAGGAGGUCUCUCCAUCCCGGGCCGGGCGGCCCUCCUCUCCCCAGGGUCAAAGACGCACUGGCCCUCGACUGGGACGCAGGGAUGCGUCUCUUCUCAGAGAGGCGUCUCCUGUUCGGGAGGCCCGAGGGCCCAGGGACGUGGCCAGUGAGGACGAGGAGGCGUUCCCCAGCCUGGCCUCCCUCUUGGCCUCUCUGCCCAGCCUGCCGCCUUGCCGGCUGUCCCAGAGUCCUGCCCCUGCUUCAGGCCUGGCCUCCCCUGGAGGUUGGGGGGCCCAGAGUGCUCCCCAGGCCCCCUCCCCUCAGAGAAGGGGCCUCAGCCCAGCUCCACCAGCCGCUCCCAAGUCGAGGAAGCGGGCUCUGGGUGGGCGCCCAGCCGCUGCUGAGAAGCUGCCCAUCCCCGGGGCUGCCCACGGGGUCUCUGCGAGGCCAGCCUUGGCUCUGGGGCUGGCUCGCCCCUCACAGCCGGGAAAGAGAAAGCGUGACCCGUUUGUCAUAGGGAAGAGGAGGAACAGGAAGAGGAAGCGCUGCAGCCAGUAGGGAACAGCCGGGCCGGCCCUCCAGGGCGAGCCCCCCAGGGCGGCCCCCAGGGGAGCCUAGGGGCUCCUCCUCACCCCAGAGCUGAUCCUGGGAUUGUGGGGGGUUAGGGAGGUGGGGGAGGUGGGUGUGGGCAGGACCUUUGGAGUGAUGUAUGAAAAUUGUGAAUAAAGAUAGUUUUGGUGGGAAAUGCUCUCAGGCCACUGUUAUCUUGUUCGUGUGGAGCUGCUCCACAGAGAGCGAUCCUGAGAGGAAGGAAGGGUGAGGGAGGUCACAGGAGCUAUGGAUCUACAGGUGGCCAAACCUUUCCUCCACAUAGACAAGGACUCCUCAGGCUGCCCCUGGGAACGCACAGCUCUCACUUUCCCCAGGGACCCCCUCAUCAUCCCCUUCUCUAAAGCCUGCUUGGCUAGGGGCCUUCUGGGGCAUCUGUAGCAUCUUCUGCAUCCCUGAACCGUCUGGGGAGGGAGAGCUGCUUUUGUGCCUCUCAGCCCUCUGGACACUAACCAGUUUCUAGGACGGAGCCUGGAGACAGCCCUUGUCUUUAUGGAGCUUCUCUCUGCUUCCCUGAAGUGGCCAGACGAUGGCGCUGGGGUGACCCUCCGCUCAUCCAGGGUUUCCUGUGUGGGUGGCCUGACCAGAGAGGAAAAGUCUUGGCCAUGGGGACAGGACUGUCUGCCUGGUCGUAGCGGGAGCGUUCUCUAGUCCCACUGGGAUUACUGCAAUGUGGAGCGUGGUUGAGGCAGCUACCUCUUAAUCCCAAUGAGGAUGCAAUAAGGGGAAUGGGCAGAGGGAAAUUCAUGGGGCACCUGUUACAGGUGUGUAUAAGGGUAGUGACAGUGGGGCCCCUUGGUGGGACUUGUGGGAUUUCUGUGCAGCAGCAUCUCUUUCAACUGAGGGAGGAGGACCCAUCUGGCUGUGGCUGUGGGGACUGGCCUUAGGGGCCUAGGGGUGUGCAAAGACACCCCAGAACUACUGUCCCUUCCCUUUCCACCCAUGGCUGGUCAUGUGUGUGUAUUGGUAUCAACACUGAUUUGUAUUGCCAUAGAAAACAGUUCCUCCUGACAAACUAUGACCGUGUUUCACAAGAACAGCUUGCUCACAGGGGCA
Messenger RNA from Balaenoptera acutorostrata (minke whale), 3357 nucleotides. RefSeq names its product NUT family member 2G-like. The transcript has 7 exons. The record is from RefSeq and is a predicted model, not a curated record. The coding region runs from base 1 to 2250 and encodes 749 amino acids. NCBI's taxonomy places the organism in Eukaryota, Metazoa, Chordata, Mammalia, Artiodactyla, Balaenopteridae.